Messenger RNA from Trichophyton rubrum CBS 118892, 372 nucleotides. RefSeq lists its product as uncharacterized. NCBI's taxonomy places the organism in Eukaryota, Fungi, Ascomycota, Eurotiomycetes, Onygenales, Arthrodermataceae. The record is from RefSeq and is a predicted model, not a curated record. The transcript has a single exon. The coding region runs from base 1 to 372 and encodes 123 amino acids.
AUGUUUCGUAUGAUCUACAGCCAGGUUGACGUCUUGAUGGUUGACGUUCAGUGGAUUCCACUUGAAGAAACUAUCCGCAACAACUUAAAACUAACUGCAAGUCGACUAUCCUCAACAUCACGACCACCUGCACGCCCAUGGAUAGAACUGCUGGCCCCUGAACGAAGGAUUCAGACACGUAUCCCAGCAAAAACUCGCUCGAUCAAGGCGAAUAUCAAAGUCAACCAACUGCUCUGCCUCCUCCAAGUCCAUGCAGCUUCUCUUACCCCACAGCGGCCGGUUAAGCAUAUAAAAAGGCAGCCGACAGAUACGAGCUCCCCCUCAGGGCAUCUAGUUCCCCCUAUCAACAUUCUAUCUAAGAGCGCCAUCUAG